Messenger RNA from Bombus huntii, 8733 nucleotides. RefSeq names its product transcriptional adapter 2B (gene Ada2b). Gene Ontology annotation, biological process: regulation of transcription by RNA polymerase II; chromatin remodeling. The record is from RefSeq and is a predicted model, not a curated record. Gene Ontology annotation, molecular function: transcription coactivator activity; chromatin binding; zinc ion binding. NCBI's taxonomy places the organism in Eukaryota, Metazoa, Arthropoda, Insecta, Hymenoptera, Apidae. The transcript is spliced from 10 exons. The coding region runs from base 714 to 2219 and encodes 501 amino acids. Gene Ontology annotation, cellular component: SAGA-type complex; nucleus.
UAAGAUAAUGUUCUUACGAAAAGCUUUUAGCUGAACAAUCUACGAAUGUAAUUUUAUAUGUUUCAAAUUAUUUGAUAACAUUAAAGAACCAUAUUGCAUAAAUAUUUUCAUUAUGAUAAAUUUAUAAUGUAAUGUUUAUGUAAUAUACAAUACAAAAAGAAGUUGAUAUGUUGUCGGAAAAGUAGUAAAAGAUAUUUUCAAGAAUAUUUACUUACAGCCGACAUUUUAUCGUAUUUACAGGGUUGUAUUAAUCUGUUGUUCUAUUCGAUAUAUAUUUUAUAUGUUCACGCACGAUGUCCGACUUUAUAUAAACGAAAAAAAAUUGAGAGAUGCUAAAACAGUGUUGCUUUAUUUGAAUGCGCGCGGAUAAAUUAUAUUUGGGUUGCGGAAGAGGGCGAUUUUCUUAUUAUACAGUUGGCGAAACUGAAACGUAGUUUACCUAGAUGGUAGGAGAAGGAACGCAUGCGUACUCGUUUCGCGACGCAACAGUCGUAAACAACAUUUUUUCCAUUCAGAUUUCUAACGAGUUUACGCUUGCACGAUAAUUAGAGCGUCCAGGCGGGCGCACCAGGAUUUUUCCGCGUUUUCGUACGAUUUCGCGGAAAAAAUGGGGUCAAGCUUGCACGUUCAGUGUACGUGAUACGUAAACUUAUUGCUUUUUGGCAUGCGGUGACGUCAUCCGGAUCGUUCUGGAAGAACCCUGCAGGACAAUAAUGGCGGAUUUGUAUGCUAAAUACAACUGCACCUAUUGUCAAGAGGAUAUCUCGGGCCUACGUGUCAGAUGUGUAGAAUGCCCAGAUUUCGACCUCUGUUUGCAGUGUUUUUCCGCUGGAGCUGAAAUUGGCCCACAUAAAAAUGAUCACUCUUAUCAGUUUAUGGAUUCUGGCACCAUUAGUAUAUUUAAUGGUAGAGGAAAUUGGACUGCUAGGGAACAACUUAGACUCUUGGAUGCCAUUGAGCAAUUUGGUUUUGGAAAUUGGGAAGACAUUAGCAAACAUAUUGAAACACGUUCACCAGAAGAAGCAAAAGAAGAAUAUAUUGCUAGAUACCUUGAUGGCAAUAUUGGAAAACACACAUGGCCUCCUACAGAAAGCUAUAAACCAAAUCUUACAGAUCAAACUAAGUCAGAUCAUGGACCUCUAUCGCCUGAUCUCACAUCUCGGUUACCACCUUUGGAUAUCACUCCAGAAGAAGCUGCACAACUGGGAUAUAUGCCACAACGAGAUGAUUUUGAAAGGGACUACAACCAUGAAGCAGAGUCACUUGUUUCUUCAUUAUUCUUGAACCCUGCAGAAGAUGAUGAUUUGGACAUAGCACUUAAACUUGCACAAGUUGAUAUGUAUACCAAUAAUUUAAGAGAGAGAGCGCGACGAAAAAGAGUCGUACGGGAUUACCAGCUUGUUUCUGCAUUUUUUGCUUCGUCUAGGAAAGAUAAGGCAGUGAAAAGAAAACAAUCGAAGGAGGAAAAGGAGUUUAGGGAUAGGAUGCGAGUAUUUGCACAGUUUUACACAGCACAGGAAUACGAACAGUUUCUAACAAAUCUUGAAAGAGAAAGAGAACUACGAUUACGUCUUUCAGAAUUGUAUCGUUACCGAGAGCAUGGUAUUACAAGACACGAAGAAUGCGCUCAUUUCGAGCAAGUGAUGGCACAAACUCAGGGACAAAAUGACGCAGUGGAUCACUGGCAUGAAAAGAAAUCUGGCAGCAGUGGGCCGUCCACACCAAUACACCGCCACACCUCAAAAAAAAGAGAAGAAGAAAAAAAUUACUCUUCCACCGACCGAAAGUACAUUGCAAAAGACUUACCCAGCAGCAGCUUCUCAAUCAAUCAAACCAAUCCCAAUCGGAUGACGACUCCAGCCAAUCAGUGGGUGGAGCCGGAUAACAAUCCAAAUUGUUCCAGCCAGCAUUCUACCAGCUCCAGUUCUGCCACAGAAAAAAAUUAUACUGCGGCUGCUUCCGGAAAAUCUUGUGCGACAACACGAGACUCAGAGGAACGGGAUAUAGAAAUGGAAGCAGCUGCUCAUUUAUUAACAAAACAAGAAAAGUCUCUGUGUCUUCAACUUGAUUUGAAGCCAACGCAGUAUUUAACACAAAAGACGUUGUUGUUGCAAGAAUAUCUAAAUGGUAAUAGAAGAUCAGGUGUUGUACCUCAGUCGGAACCAGAGAGUAAGAUAUUACAUUAUCUGGUAGCAAAUGGCUGGAUCGCGGCCAAUUGAUUAAAUAUGUAAAAAAUUAACGACCAUUUCAACUCUAAGUCACCUUUUAUUUUGCAAACUAAGUCCUAGGUAUAAUUGAAAUUUGAGUCUGAUUUAAUUAACAUAUAUAGGACAGGUAGAGAGAGAAUGUGUGUGUACAUAAUUUAAUAUGUAAAGAUAUUCUUUACUCUUGUUCAAAUGGUGGACGUUUAGAGAAAUGUAUUGGCGGAUGAAUUGUUAGGAACGAUAGAAAACAAGAUUAAUUAACUUGUCUUAUUCGUUAGCGAGACAUUAAUUUAGACUGUCUUUAAAAUGACUCUAUUAAAAAGUAUAAAAUUCUUUUAUUAAGAGUUUUAUAGUUUUUGUUAAAUUAACAGUUAUCGUAUAUAACGAUUUAACUGUCAAUUUUAUUGUUGAUAUUCUUGAUGGCUUUUUAAAGACUCAAAUAUUAAAUCAACGCCGUUCCGCAUGGUAUACUUCCGCUAACGUGUGUACUUUAUUCUAAUGAACAUUGUUACCUUAGAUUGUCGUUUACCUUUUAACAUUACAUUAUGAAUUAUUUAACACUUCUUGUCUAGAAAAUCUCUUACACUGCCUUUAUAGAGCCAUGAACAUAUUGCUCAAUUAAUUCUUCCACUGUCAUGUUUUCUUGUACAGACUAUUAAUUGCACAUGCUCCUUUCUAUCUGUUUUAAAUGUGAUUUGUUACCAUACUUGACAAUAAGGAAAUGUAAGGAAGAAGUCACGUCGUAGUUGAGAUUUCUAGAUCGUUGUUUAAUACAACACUUGAAUGAUUGGAACAUAUCCAUCCGGGAAUUUAUCAUCGACCGAUACUUUAUGUACAAGUAUUUAAAAGUUGUCGGCUGGAUAUGUAUUAAAAUAUUUAAAUAAAAAGCACUUUAAAAUAUUUAUAUAGCUGAGAUUCAUGAAAGUAUUGAAUAUUAUUAGCUUAAUAAUAAGUGUAAUGUCCUUGACAAAUUAUGCACACAUAGAUAAACAUACACAUACAGAUAUUUCUUCAUAUUCUUACAAAUUUGUUCAUUAAAAAAAAUACUCUAAUCGUCUUUCGCAUGCAUGAUUCAAGCGCAAACUAAUGCAUUUUAUUCCAUAGAUUCUUGAAACGAUUCAAAGGAUAUUCCUUAUUGAUAAAGGAUGGUACAAAGAGCAGGUUAUAAGAGGAUAUUUGUUAUUACAAUGAAGAUACUAUGGUAUUAGAUAAUUUAUCUGUUGCCUGUAUAAUAUUUGUAUAUAUGAACGAGAAAUAGUACCUUCUUAGUGAUACUACCUUUAAAGCACAAAACGUAAUCGCGGUAUAAACUAACGAAGAGUUAAGCGCAUAGUGUGAUAAUGAUGGUGUUCGGAGCCAAACUCGUAUUACAAAAAAAGACACUUUAACGUUUAAAAAAAAAGCUGAUCAUUUUCCAUUGCUUCUAAUAGUAGCUAUUUAUAAUUUUAAAUUAUUAAAUGAAGAAAGGAGGAGUAAGAUAUUAAAUUUGAGAAUGAGAAGAAGAUAUACCCUGGAUGGACGAUAUACCGUGUUAACAACAGCUUUUGUUGAACUUAAACGUACAAGGUGGAAGCAUCGAGGAACCACGCUAUUUGCUCGAUGGCAAAGUUCAUACCAUUUGUAUUCCUGUAUGCUUAGGAAACUGGAAAAGAUCUAUAACAAGAUUAGUCGUUUGCUUUAACGUAAUUCAGUACUUCCAAGAAUAUCUUCGUUUACCUAAGUCUCGAACGGCUUAAAAUCGAGAGAAAGAUUAAAAUGAGAAAAGUUUAUCUUGUAUUAUUAUAUAUGCAAAUGUAAAAAAAUAUGUGAAAAAGAUAUAUAUAUAUAUAUAUAUACAUAUGUACAUAUACGAAAAAGAAAAUUGCUUACGAUCGUAAGUAAUUAUUAAAAAAAGUCAUAUAUUUGAAGAGAAAAAAGAAAUCUAAAAAAAUACCUUUCAUUUCGAAAUAAUACUUAUUGUGGCAUAUUGCUUAAGAACUAAAUAGCUAGAUAACAAAGUAGGGAAAUAGCUGCUCAUAUUUUUUACGGAGAGUAGAAGACUAUUAUCCCUUUUAUUCGAUGUAACUGUAUUUUUCGCCCAAGCUUCCGCAAAUGGGCGCGAUAAUUUUUUUACGCUCACCCUUAUGACGUUUAUUUUUCUUUUUUUUUUUUUUUAUUGCUUAUUUCAAACCUGCACGGAAGUCGAUUGAUGUGCGAGUUCCGUUUAUUAUCGCGUAAUUUUUACGAUAGCGCUAGAUCUAUUCUUCUUUUUUCUUUUUUAUUUUGCUUAACAUUGUUUCUAUGUUCGUAGUAGAUUUUAUUUUUAUUUAUUGCUUCGCGGAACUUUCACAUCCUUUUAAGACGCUUUUAAUGCACCUUUUUGUAAAUCAAAUAUUUUGGAAGCUUUAUACUUUUACUUUUUUGUUUUUCUUCUUUUUUCCUCGGUUUACCUUAGUUUAUCUUCGUUGUUUUCUAAUUGUUGAUGGUAACUUGCACGGAUCGACAUGUCCGUCGUUUCACUCUAAUAUUUCUAUGAGAAAUGGUCCACUGUAAAAAUAGAGACUGUUCAAACGAAUGAACAUAAAGUUAUCUCGAACGAAGAGACCGCUACGCCUUCCUGUAGUUACUUAAAACAUAUAGUAAUUUACGAAGUUGAAAAGAAUAAUCCGAUAAUGUGAAAAUGUCGCGGCGAUCUUUGUAACAAAUACACAAACGUACUGCGUCGUUCUAACUUUUAUAAAAUUUAGCGAACGAAUUGAAUAUAUAUAUAUUUUUUUUUUUUGUUUUGUAUCGAAAGACGAUAACGUAUAGUGAUUUGUUUUGUUCGAAGAGAUGAGAAUGAUCGUUUACCGAAGAGUGAAUGUAUUGUCGUUGGAUUGGAAGUGUUUCAAAAUUGAAUACCAGUUUUAUUCUCAUAAGUAUUUGUAUAACAAACAAUGAGUUUGUUGCUCCUCAUUGUUCUAGAAAUAAUGGAAGAAUUAAUAUUUCAAAGCGAAAACAGGCUUUCAUUCUUGUACUUGAAUCAAACGAGUCGUUGAAUGUAUAAAAUAAACUGUACAAUAGGUAUUUUCCCUUAAAAUUAUGUUUCUAUUUACUAUACCAUUGCCCGAUUGUCCCUUGAAUUCCUUCCUAUUUUUUCAGCUCGCGUAUCACAAUCUUUAAAGCAGACUUUUACGCCUCUAAUAAACAACGUUAUUUAUCUUCUUCAUCCUCAGCUGCAUUGAAGGUUAUUUUACUAAUUUAAGUAGCAUAUAUAUAUUUAGAAUUACAUUUGACAUUUUUAAAUUAUCACUCUUAUCUAGAUUUGUUCAUGAAAAACUUAAUUCACCGUGUCAAAGCAGCAAAUUUUCUUGCUUUUGAAAUAUUUUAAUUUCCUUUCUACAACACAUUUUUCCACGAGGUAAUCGUGCUCUUCUGAUUUUUGCUAAAUAUUGCGAGAAACACGUCUUUAAUAAGUAAGCAGAAAAGUAUUUUUUUCUUCGUUGAGACAAAUAUUUGCUCGGGGAAUUAAUUCUCGCACGUUUUUUCAAUCUUAACAUAGCUUCUUACGUCCUUCUACUCUUCUAAACAGCAGAUUUAUUUCGCAUGUUCCAAAAUUCGUCUUCUACAACCGGAAGAUAUUUAAUAUUUUAAGACUUUUCCUCCGGUACGCCUACCAAAUGAUAUCGUAUUACCAGUCAUUGAAAUCACCGAUUAAAUUUAGUGACUUUCCUCGUUAGUAGAUAAAUUACGAACUUUAGUGCAUCUGUGAAAAGUCUUAAACCAUAUAAAUUAGUAGAAUGCGCAUGAUAUGAAAAGAUUUAUAAAGUAUCCGAGGUAAGGCGCUCGUUUCACUUAACUUGUUAUCUUUAGUUUCAAAUUUCCAGGAAUUUAGUUUAAACAAUCCCUUAAAAUAAAAUAUAGCCAAAUGAGGAAGUAUUACAUUCUUGUUCGUUAAGAAGUCAACGAUUCAUCGUUGAAAAACGGUACUGUUAUUAAAAGCUUAAAAAUUGUCAAAAAAUAAUGAAGUACGCAAAACAAUUAGGAUAUAUGCAGUAAAGUACACAAAUGGGAUGCACUGGGGAAAAUAAUUGACUCGAUUUAUAAAAAGCAAUAUAUUAUACGGAGCAUGACUUACAUUUUGCUAAAGUUUCCAGCUUUUAUAGCAAACGGUAAUUUUUUAUUUCACACGACGAGUAUACUCGUCAACCGCACCAAAAUGAAGUUCUGGAUUGACGCGUAUACACGUCGAACGCAGUUAAUUGGUUAAGUGACAGAUCAAACAAGUUUUGACGUAACCAUAACUGUACUUAAAUAUCGGCUGCUUUAGCAGGCAUCUAUUACCAUAGAUUACUAUUUAAUUUUUUAUAUUGUGUAAUAUUAUUGUAUUUAUAUAAAUAGCAAUAUUAUGCUGUAACUUAUUCCUACCUUGCUCCUUGCAAUCAUUAAAUUAUAAUAAUGCGAUGCAACACGAGUUCUAAUUUUGUUAAUUUCUAAAGUCUUAACCAACUUUAAAAACUUUCCGAGACCUUGAGAACCAGAUAUACCCAUUUAUAGCUUCAUUUAUUAAUUACCGUACUUUGAUAGAGCAAUUCUAUCGCGCAACUUUAUCAAGUCUAAGCUAAGAUCCUCGACACGUUAUAUACGUCGACGAUUAUAAUCGUCCCUGAAACGCAUGUGCCUAGAAUAAAGAAUCGCUAAUAAUGCGUCACGUUAGAGAAGUCUACGACAUUUCUUACAUCGAGAGGCUCUGAUGUCUUGGCCACUUCUUUUUUCUGAUUUCCGCACGUCGUUCGCCGCCUGCUCCAAUGUCGUGUAGUUUUCCAAUUAUGGUUUUUUCAGUCUUCUUAUUGGCGUUAUUGUUCCAUAAACACAAACGCUGCGAUUAUAUUACUCUCUUUGUUCGGACAAGUCUAUGGUACUUCUUUUUCGGUGGCGUUUAAGGAUAUUCGCGGAUUUCGUGUAACAGGAUCUGUUCAUCUUCGACGAAUAAUUCUCGAACGGUUCUGCGUGCUGUUAUUACGUGUAAAAUCAGACAGAUGUUUUUCAGGAUGUUUGGUGCAAUUGAUAAUCGCGAAAAAUAUUUUGGAAGAAAAGAAUGCAUUCACGCCGAGAAACCGGAAGGUCGUUCGAAUUACGUAAAAUAAAUAGAAAAUUUAAUUGUUCCGCAUACUUGAUUUAAACCAGUUGUUGGUAUAAAAAUGUAACGUUAAAGGAUGUAGGCACGUAUGUAAAUCUUCGCUUAACUCUCGAAUUUUUACGUCUCGUCUUGUCUCCGUCUCAAAGAGCAAGAAGGUUUUUAACCUAUGUAUGGAAACGUUUAACGCGACAUUAAAAGCAGAGAUGACACGUGUCGAUAACCUCUCUCUCGUCUUGCUCUGAAAUUUGAGAAAUCUCGUGGCGAUAGAAAGACACGAUUGGAUCGAUUUUUGGCGCGAAUACGUAUCCUUCCUCGUCCUGAAUUCUUUAUAAAUUCAACACGAGUAUACGCUUCGUUCGUAUUUGUUCAUUCCGGAAUUUUUCCCCUUGUGUUCUUCCACGAUUUUGUCAUUCUCGUCUAGUAACGAGUGAUUUGCAAUCGAGUAAAACGUUCUUCACCGAUUCCGUGAAGCUUGGGAAUAAAUUAUUCGUUCCCUCGUUCGAUUUUUUAAUAUAAAGCGAUAUUCUGCUAUUAUCGGUUUCGACAUCUCGUUUCUGAAACUGCUUAACUCAUCAAGCACCAACCGUUAAUGUUUCAUCCAUUAAUUAUAAUAUAUGUUACAUGUAAUAUAUUUUUGAAAUUGAUAUUUAUAAUAUACAAAGUAUGUGUGUAUUUAUAUAUCUAUAUAUUUAUUGGAUAUUUAUAUAUUUAUUAUAUUUAUCAAUUUUUAUAGUUUCACGUGUCAUAUUUUAUACAUUAUAAAUAUCAAUUUCGUUGUAUCUGAUAAAAUCGUAAAGAUAUAUAUGUCAUAAAAUAGUAAAGUCUAGUUGGAAGAAACAAAGUGAAUAAAAUGUUGAAUCUUUGGCAUUCUCUUUCGUAGCCACGUUGUUCGAAAAUAGAAUUCGAUAACACAAGUUGAUUGAGACAGAUAGCAAAUGGUUCGAUGAACGUUCCACUGACUUAGACGCAUAAAUAACACUUGAAUGCGAUUCAGACAGGAUAACACGCGAUAAAAUCGUCGAAUCGGAACAGACAAGAUCACUAGGAUUGUUUCUAUGUAGUUUGCAACGGCCAUUUUGUUCGGAAACAGGUGAUAAAGAAAAGAACCAUGUAGGAAUAAAAAGUGAAUUGCUUACACGGUUUAAUAACCUCUCUUUUUCUUUAAUAAAACCUGCUCUUCUACUGCGUCGUGUAAUUCAUACACGUCAAACAUAAUUUAUGGCAACAUUGUUCCUUCUUUCCCCGAAGGUAUAGAUGUUUCGAUCGUCUUUCGUUUCUCAAUUGUGAUAUUCCUUUGCCGGUAAUAUCGUUACGCGGUUCCUGCUUUCUCAACAUCAUCGGAAAAAUGUUUGGGUCGUCGUAGAAAAGCGGGGAGAUACGGCACACGGUUCCGUACGAACGCGUGCAAUAAAAAUAAAAUAAAAAAUAAAA